Molecule: messenger RNA, 3116 nt
Organism: Siniperca chuatsi (mandarin fish)
Lineage: Eukaryota; Metazoa; Chordata; Actinopteri; Centrarchiformes; Sinipercidae
Gene: avpr1aa
Product: arginine vasopressin receptor 1Aa
Exons: 2
Coding region: 438-1592 (384 amino acids)
Biological process (GO): G protein-coupled receptor signaling pathway; positive regulation of vasoconstriction; regulation of systemic arterial blood pressure by vasopressin
Cellular component (GO): membrane
Molecular function (GO): vasopressin receptor activity; peptide binding
Source: RefSeq, a predicted model, not a curated record
UUCAAGAAAACGCGCAUUCAAACACAUUAAGUUGUACUGGAAACAUGAAAAUCUACUUAAUUAAAAUGUUCCUUAUUUAUGGAAAUAAAUCAUGCCCUGUAUAUCGUGUUUGAGGUGUUUUAAGACUUAUCACUAGGCCUACACCAAAUAACUUUUUAAGGUGUUGUAUUUUUUGCAGUGUAUACGCUUUACGCACAAGCUGUCUGAAAUUUGAUUCGAGUUUAAAAGCCUCAACAGCAGCCACAAGUCAGAGAGCAACGUGUUCCUCUCUGAGCAUUAGGUAGUUCCAUAUACGGAUUGAAGAGGCACUUCACAGCCCCUCUGGCACUGUAUCUAUAGGGCGCACAGAGGGGCAGUGCCAUGCACACUCUGACUAUGCGCUGCUCCUGAGCGGAGGGAACCAGUCUCUGGUUUUCGGCCCCACUAAUGACAUAACUAUGGGAACGCCUGGAAACAACACCGUCCACCCGAACGGGUCCGAUCCGUUUGCGCGAAACGAGGAGGUCGCCCAAAUCGAGAUACUGGUCCUGAGCAUCACCUUCGUGGUUGCCGUGAUUGGGAAUGUGAGCGUCCUGCUUGCAAUGUACAACACCAAGAAGAAGAUGUCGCGGAUGCACCUUUUCAUCAAACACCUCAGCCUGGCUGACCUGGUUGUCGCCUUCUUCCAGGUGUUGCCGCAGCUCUGCUGGGAGAUCACCUUCCGCUUCUACGGUUCAGACUUUCUCUGCAGGAUAGUCAAGCACCUCCAGGUGAUGGGGAUGUUUGCGUCCACCUACAUGAUGGUGAUGAUGACCCUGGACCGUUACAUUGCCAUCUGCCACCCUCUGAAAACCCUCCAGCAGCCCACCCAGCGCUCCUACAUCAUGAUCAUCUCCACCUGGAUGUGCAGCCUGGUCCUCAGCACUCCGCAGUACUUCAUAUUCUCCCUGAGCGAGAUCAAGAACGGCUCGGACGUCUACGACUGCUGGGCGCAUUUUAUCGAGCCGUGGGGCGCAAAGGCGUACAUCACUUGGAUAACCGUGGGUAUCUUCCUCGUGCCAGUGGUCAUUCUUAUGAUGUGCUACGGGUUCAUCUGCCACAGCAUAUGGAAAAAUAUCAAAUACAAGAAAAGGAAAACUAUGGCUGGUGCUGCGAGCAAGAACGGGCUAAUUGGGAAGAAUUCAGUCAGCAGCGUUACAUCUAUAUCAAGAGCCAAACUGAGGACUGUUAAAAUGACUUUUGUGAUAGUUUUGGCGUACAUUGUUUGCUGGGCGCCGUUUUUCAUAGUGCAGAUGUGGUCUGUGUGGGAUGAAAACUUCCAGUGGGCUGAUUCUGAGAACACAGCAGUGACUCUGUCUGCUCUCCUUGCCAGUCUUAACAGCUGCUGUAACCCGUGGAUAUACAUGAUCUUCAGCGGUCACCUCCUCCAGGAUUUUGUGCACUGCUUCUCCCUCUGCCACAAAGUCAACACUGACUUCAAGAAGGAGGACUCAGACAGCAGUCUCCGCAGAACAACGUUGCUGUCUAAGAUGACCAAUCGGAGCCCUACCGGCAAUUCUGGCAACUGGAGAGAGCUGGACAAUUCUCCCAAGUCCUCCAUUCAGGCGGAGUAAACACACAGCCAGGCAACUCUGGGUGGGAAUGAAAAAAUGUCUGCCAGUGGCAUCAAGGUAUACAUACAGUAUCAACUCAUCUUAACAUUGGGCAUGACGGGCAGUGAUUAAAAAGCCCCAAACUCUAAAACCAAACUAAAUCAAAUCAAUGGGCUUUUGCUUGGAAAACAGGACACAGAGUGAAGAAAUAUGGUAUAGACUGAGAAUUUGCGACAAGGACAUAAAAUAUGGACGCAUUACUUUCUUCUUCUUCUUGAUGGAUUUGGUGCGCAAACAUGUUCCUUUUCACAAAACAUCAGCAAAAAUAUUAGAAAAACAUUGGGAAAGGGAGUGAAAUUGCAAAGUUAUACUUACAAUUUAUCAUGUUUUCAUAUCUCAACAAUUGUUUGUAUAAGCACUAGAUGCUGACAGUUAUGUUUUUACAUCAUUUUGUUGAAUUUAGUUGUAAUACUUGAAGAUCCGACAGCCCCAAUUAGUCAAGCAGAUUUUUUUGGCGUCCCAACACGAUUCUUUUCUAUGCUUUUAAUAGAAAAGUACUUCUCCAGGAAUACUGAUGCUUUUACUGGCGGUUAUGUCUCCCUGCAGUACCGCCGAACACCGUUUCCUGUUAGAGUGUUUACAAAGAUUAAACUUACGCAGCAGCCAGGAGGUGUGUGGUGGUGAAAACAACUCUUCCAGGUUGCACGUCUCCAAGUAACCGAGGCAGUCACCUCAUCCUUUGUGCUUAGCUUUCCAUUUAGUUGUUUUUCUCAGAACCAGAUUUUAAUGGCUUAUGUACAAACAAAAAAUGAUUUUACCUUUCCUUUGACCUGUCACAAAAAAAGAAAAAUAAUGUGUGUGGGGUUUAGGUUACAUUUAUUAAUCAGGCCCUUGUGUGCAUCCACAUUUUUCUAAUUAUUUCAUGUUGGAGCAGGCGGUCCUUUGUGGGGAUCCCUAAAGAGUGGCUGUCAUUUCUGUUGAGCAGAGGCAGAUGGGAUCCCCUUGAAAAUAGCAGGACAAUCACCUACACACACACACACACACACACACACACACACAAACAUACACACAGUGUAGGGGAUGGCGGGGGGUUUGAUGAAGUGAGAUUGGCCACAGCUGGAGGAGUCUACCUGCCGACCCACAGACCCCACCCAUGGCUUUCACAAAAUGUUGGGGAGAAGCUCACACGUUCCAAACACUCUACGUACACUUCCUGAUGUUUUUUCUGACAUCCUGCAUCGUUAGGGAGGGGUCUGUUUUUUGGCUUAAUUUGCAAAUUUGAAUUUUCUUUUACCCUUAGUGUGAUGUGCAGCAUGUGUCAGACCACCAUGAGAACCCCAAAAGAACAUGUAUGUUGUAAUGUAUCAAGACAUUUCUAUCUGAGUGUAUAGUAUAUUUGUACGUAAAAGGCACUUAAAUAUCUGUAAAUAGGAGUAAUAUAUGUAAAUCAGUUCAACAUGAAUUCUAUUUGUCUGCAAUGGCUUGUGCACAUUGAAAAUAAUCUAAAUAUCCUAUAAAUAUAUGUUGAAAUAUUGAUGCACUCAA